This is a messenger RNA of Camellia sinensis, 1215 nucleotides long. Lineage: Eukaryota; Viridiplantae; Streptophyta; Magnoliopsida; Ericales; Theaceae. The record is from RefSeq and is a predicted model, not a curated record.
AUGGACACAACACCCCAUCUUGAUUCUAGGGUUUUAUCCCUCAUAUUCCUCUCUCUCCUCUCCUCUUUUGUCUUUGUUCACUGUCAGAGUGACGACGCUUCAGUAAUGCAGGCUCUCAAGCAGAGCAUCAACCCUCCGAGUUCAGUCGGCUGGACCGACUCAGACCUCUGCAAAUGGCAGAACGUGGGUUGCUCCAGCGACAAUCGAGUCACCCGAAUCCAAAUUGGGCAUCAGAAGCUGAAAGGCUCUUUUCCUCCGAGUCUCGCCAAACUCACUUUCUUGCAGAGACUCGAGUUCAUGUCUAACCAACUCACUGGUCCGGUUCCGAGUUUGUCCGGGUUGAGUUCUCUCCAGUUCUUGUUCCUCAACAACAACAAUUUCUCUUCCAUUCCCUCCGACUUCUUUCUCGAAAUGACAUCUCUUCAAGGUGUUUAUCUUGAUUACAACCCCUAUUCGCCGUGGCGAAUCCCGGAAAGUCUCCAAAACGCCUCAGCUCUCCAGGUUUUCUCUACCAGUGCGGCCAAUAUAAUCGGAAACAUUCCUGAAUUCUUUGGCGGGUUUGUGAAUCUGGGUUCCUUGCAUUUGGAAUUCAACAAUCUCGAGGGUGGAUUACCGGGAAGCUUUUCGGGUUCGUCGAUUCAGUCUCUGCGGUUGAAUGGGCAACGGGGUAUUAGUUCUAAGCUCAAUGGCUCAAUUAGGGUGAUACAAAACAUGACCCAAUUGAACCAAGUGCGGUUACAUUCCAAUUCUUUUUCAAGUCCUUUACCGAAACUUUCAGAGCUAACUGGGUUGCAGAAUUUCAGUGUUAGGGACAAUCGGAUCACGAGUUUAGUACCCGUGUCUCUUGUGAACCUUCCAUCGCUUAAAGUUGUGAAUUUGACAAACAAUCUGUUACAAGGCCCGACCCCAAAAUUUCAUUCUUUGGUUGCAGUUGAUAUGACAAUUGGGACUAAUAGUUUCUACUUAUCUGAUCCUCGUGUUGGUUGCGAUUCCCAGGUUAAUACAUUGUUUACGAUUGCACAAUCUGUUGGUUAUCCAACGGUGUUUGCGGAUAGUUGGAAAGGGAAUGAUCCUUGUGUCCAAUGGAUGGGUCUCACUUGUUCUAAUGGAGACAUUACUAUUGUCAAUUUUCAGAAAAUGGGUCUUAGUGGUAUGAUUUCUCCCAAUUUUUCAUCAAUUACUUCGUUGCAGAGACUAAUACUUGCUACCCAAUAG